Molecule: messenger RNA, 1793 nt
Organism: Coccinella septempunctata (seven-spotted ladybird)
Lineage: Eukaryota; Metazoa; Arthropoda; Insecta; Coleoptera; Coccinellidae
Exons: 3
Coding region: 235-1599 (454 amino acids)
Biological process (GO): regulation of transcription by RNA polymerase II
Cellular component (GO): transcription regulator complex; nucleus
Source: RefSeq, a predicted model, not a curated record
ACCUGUAGAAAAGAUGUGAAGUAAUAAGAAGAAUAAAUUAUAAAUUCACAUUCGAUAUCGACUGUCAGAUCUGAGUCCGUCCCUGCGCAACCCCCACUUCCGAGCCCGGCCCCGUCGCCGGUCUGUGUCGUGAAGCCGAAGUUCGGCCGCAGCCGGCCAAUUCAGAGUGUUCAGUCGUGCCGGUAAGUUUACGUUCGUCUCGCCGAUUUAACGGGCUAUUCUCGCGGUGCAGCGAUGUCGGACGUCGACCUCAGGUGUCUAAUAAGGGCUGUGCGGAAACGGCCCGUGAUAUGGAACAAACACCACCCUUGCUACAAGGACAGGAGCAACACCAAGAAGGCGUGGAUGGAAAUUUUCAUCGAACUCAACGACGGCUUCGAACUGAUGGAUCAGAGGACGAGGAUGGAAUACGGUCAUUCCCUGAUGAAAAAAUGGUCCAACAUCCGCGACUCUUUCCAGCGGAGCGAGAGGAAGAUGAGAGACUUCGUGAAAUACGGCGCCAAACAACGUCCCAAAACGUACAUAUACAGCCACGACCUGCAGUUCUUGAAAAAGGCCAAACAUCGCCGAACCGUCCCCGAAGAAUUCGACGACGGCGCCGCCCUCCAGGGGCACCUCGAACACGUCCAAGAGGACGAGACGUCGACGACGCACAACGCCGCCGAACCGGACGUCAAGGACGAAUCCCAGCACUUCGCCGAACCGAUCCGCGAACAAGAACGGCACCACGUUUCUUUCCUGAGCGGGAUCUCGCCCACCCUGGGGUCGUUCGACGAGGACGAAAUGCUGGAGUUUCAGCUGGUCGUCCUGCAGAAGAUCGCGGACAUGAAGAGGCGGAAGAAGAACUUGGGAUGCGUCCGUAUGGCCGGCAAUCCCAUAGCCUCCUACGGUUCGGACGAGUUUCCAACUGGAUCAAGUGUCAAUUUUCGAGGUUUGCACUACUCCGGAACUGCCACAGUGCAAGGCGAUCCGGGGCCUUCUACGUCCCAGCGACCAAAUGAAAAUAUCGGGCGCGCUUCUAGGAAUCUGUUACAGGUUGCCUCGAGUUCGGAAACGGACCCUAGAACUUCGACAGAACCUCCGGAGGACUUCCAGAGGAACAAGAGACCCCUAUCAACUUCACCUCCAGAAGUGACUCCUCCCGAGAGACAAAUACCCAUCCCGCCGCCGACUAGGACGUUCCAGGAACCGACCAGAAGAUCGACGCCUCAGCCGACGUGGUACCCGCCGCAAACGUCGUCGGGAUGCCAAUACCAGGACGAAUUUUUCACGUUCGGCCAGCACGUGGCCAACCAGCUCCGCUGCCUGCCGCUCGGCAACGCCAUCGUGUGCCAGAACUACAUCAACAACUACCUGGCCGAGGAGAGACUGAAGGUGAUAAACGAGGGCGGCGGCUACUAUCGUCACGACGCGGUACCGACGACGUCGAGGUGCGUCGCCGAUGACCGGAACGUCGGGACCGUCGAUUACCAUCACCACGCGUCCGCGACCGCUUCCAACUCCUCCAUGGAGCCGAUGGAAGACUUCAUGGACGACUUUUCGUCCGAUCAGAAGCUAGAUUUUAUCAAGGUGGAGGACAACUCGGACGAUUUGUUAUAAUGGGUAGACGGUGAUUCGUGUUAAAUCGAAAAUAUGAAAAGAGUAAAUAUGUUACAUAAUAUGUUGAAUAAGGACGAUCUGAAAUAUGUCAGAUAUCGGGAUUUCCCAUUGUGUAAAGAUGUAAAUAACUUGUAUAAAUUUUUAUAAUAUUACAAUGAGUUAUGUUGAAAAUCCAGAAUAAAAAAGACAUGGUU